AUGUCUCUCCUUGCAUUUGGGCUGUCUUUUUCCUACCUCUAUCUAACGGGCACGUUAGUAUUCGAUACCAUCCAUUGGCUCCUUCACAAAUGGUCUAGAUCACAGUGGAGAUUCCUUCGUUGGCUUUCAUACUGCCACCAAUUUCAUCAUCUCUACUACAACCGCUCGCUAAAGUUCAACGAUCGAUACUCACGACAAAAUUCCUGGAUCGCAUUACCUCUUGAAAUGAUCUGCAAAGUUUUGGGAAGCAUAGCAGGAUGGCUACUUGCCCAGCACUUAAUGGCAUAUAAUAAACGAACCAUCGAUACCGCACCUUUACUCGUGGCAUCUGGAUUUGAGUUUAUGCGAACGCUUCUUGUCAUUGCCAUGAGCGGUCGAGACUCGAACCAUAUCGCCUUUGACACCGUGCCUAAAGACCAUAGCUGGCUUUUUGUCGGACCCGAAUACCACGCCUUACACCACGUGCAUCCCGAUCGAUACAUGGGCUCGAUGGUCAAAGUAUUUGACUGGGUAGCGGGGACUGCAUGCUCUCUUCGAAAUAGAAGGGUCAUCCUCACAGGCGGGUCUGGCGCGUUUGGGCGCGCAAUUGAAAAACAGCUCCUGUCGGAAGGGGUGAAGGAUAUUAAGAAGAUACACUUUGGAAAAGACUGGACUCAUCAUGACUUCUCUGGCGUCAGCCGCCAUUUCGAAAAAUCUGAUAUCCUUAUCUUAGCACAUGGUACCAAAGGGAUGGAUGCCAUGGACGCUAAUUGCAACUCGACCAUGCGCCUCAUCGAAAUCUUCCUUGGACGCAAAGCUCUUGGCAAUACUCGCCAGAACAAGACAGUCCCGGAGAUAUGGUAUGUAGGCAGCGAGAUUGAAGUUCAUCCUGCAUGGGGGAACCCAGAAAUGCAACGUUACUCCGCCUCAAAGCGGGCCUUCCUACCUUAUGCUCGAGCCCUAUAUGACGAUGCUCGGGUAAUCUACCGUCACAUAGUACCUGCGGCGUUUGAAUCACCUAUGGGUAAAGCCAUUGUUUCGCCAGAUUGGGCUGCCCGUGUGGCACUAUGGUGGAUUCGUCGUGGAGCUUAUUAUGUUCCUGUCACCUACACAGGACUCGCCUUUUUGAACUUCUUCAAGUUCCUUCUCUUGGUUCGCCCACACACAGGGGAAUAUCGUGAGUAG
Aspergillus udagawae is the source of this 1164-nucleotide messenger RNA. RefSeq lists its product as uncharacterized. Bases 1 to 1164 code for a protein of 387 amino acids. The record is from RefSeq and is a predicted model, not a curated record. NCBI's taxonomy places the organism in Eukaryota, Fungi, Ascomycota, Eurotiomycetes, Eurotiales, Aspergillaceae. The transcript has a single exon.